ACAGAGAAAGAAAGAAAAAUGGCCGCUGCGGCAUACAGUGAUAUUUAACCAAACUCUACUUCUAAUUAUAUUCAUCGAACAAUGGCGCUGGGGAUUUCGUCUCGUUAGACACCUGGAGGCAGUAUCGAGAGAGAAAGAGAGGGAGAGGGAGAGAGAGAGAGAGAGAGAGAGAGGCCGCUGCGGCACGUUACGGCGCAUCGCGGCCCGCCGACAAUCGUAGUGCGUCGGUGUUGAUAAACAAGUUUGCUGUUACGGCAUCGUCGAGGGUGGCUGGUUAUCGUCGUCUAUGUAACGCUGUGCGGACAGAAUAUCGUCCUCGCGUCUUUAUUUGGCAACAAGGACGGCGUCGAUCACGGAGCCGGCAAGGGAAGGCGCGACAGCGGUGGCGGCGGCGGCCGAGAGACAACGUCCACGGGUUAACGGCGAGUAUACCGUUGAGGUUAUGGAUAACUUUGUCAAGAUCGAAAAGAUUGGAGAGGGGACUUACGGGGUGGUGUACAAGGCCAAGGACAAGCUGACCGGCAAGCUGGUGGCACUGAAGAAGAUUCGCCUAGAGACGGAGAGGGAAGGCGUCCCUUCCACCGCCAUCCGAGAGAUAUCCUUAUUGAAAGACCUCGCUCAUCCGAACAUCAUACAAUUGUACGACGUCGUAGACGGUGACAAGCAUCUCUAUCUUGUGUUUGAAUUUCUGCAGCAGGAUCUCAAAAAGUUGCUCGACUCCGUUAAAGGAGGCUUGGACGAGGCGCUCGUGAAGAGUUACCUCCACCAGUUGCUGAAGGCGAUCGCCUUCUGCCACCUCCGUUGUAUAUUGCAUAGAGACUUAAAACCGCAAAAUCUCUUGAUAGACCGCGAAGGCCACAUCAAGCUGGCCGAUUUCGGCUUAGCCAGGAUGAUCGGUGUACCCGUGCGCACAUAUACGCACGAGGUUGUAACGCUUUGGUAUCGUGCGCCAGAAGUACUUCUAGGGACCAAAUUGUACACCUGCGCGUUGGACAUAUGGAGUCUCGGCUGCAUAUUCGCGGAAAUGGCUACCAGGAGAGCCCUGUUCCCCGGCGACUCCGAGAUAGACCAGUUGUUUAGGAUAUUCCGUAUACUCGGCACACCGGAUGAAACGAUCUGGCCGGGAGUCUCGCAACUGUCCGAUUACACCUCGAGAUUUCCGAAAUGGGAAGGGACCGAAGUAGGCAACGUUUUACCGUCCUUCGACGACGACGCCAAAGAUUUACUCUCGAAACUGCUGACGUAUGAUCCCAACCAGAGGAUAACCGCAAAGAAAGGAUUAACUCAUCCUUACUUUAAGGGAGUUAAAUUAGUUCCACCACCACUGCCAAAGAAAAACUGACCGUAGAUUUAUGGCUGACCGAAAGAGCUCCUAACACUGGACUAAUGAAAGUGUGUUCAUUUAUACUACAACGUUAUAUUAUCUGAAUAUACAUGUCUAAAUACAUUAUAUAUUUUUACUUCUA
This is a messenger RNA of Harpegnathos saltator (Jerdon's jumping ant), 1466 nucleotides long. Its product is annotated as cyclin-dependent kinase 2. The transcript has 6 exons. Lineage: Eukaryota; Metazoa; Arthropoda; Insecta; Hymenoptera; Formicidae. The record is from RefSeq and is a predicted model, not a curated record. Gene Ontology annotation, cellular component: nucleus; cyclin-dependent protein kinase holoenzyme complex; cytoplasm. The coding region runs from base 443 to 1342 and encodes 299 amino acids. Gene Ontology annotation, molecular function: ATP binding; cyclin binding; cyclin-dependent protein serine/threonine kinase activity. Gene Ontology annotation, biological process: G1/S transition of mitotic cell cycle; regulation of gene expression; signal transduction.